Molecule: messenger RNA, 2251 nt
Organism: Leucoraja erinaceus (little skate)
Lineage: Eukaryota; Metazoa; Chordata; Chondrichthyes; Rajiformes; Rajidae
Product: histidine ammonia-lyase-like
Exons: 2
Coding region: 54-482 (142 amino acids)
Source: RefSeq, a predicted model, not a curated record
AGGAGUGUGUUUGCAGAUGCUGCUACCUGUUGAUCCUGACUGCUGACUAAUUAAUGAUGCUUUCUUUCACUGUGCGUGUGAAGGAUGAAUGGCUGACAGUUCCCUGUAAAGAUUUAUCUUAUAACAUCCAGUGGUUGGGACGGGAAGCUCUGAGGCGCUACACAAAAGCAAAGGCGGAUGAUGGUGGCCUGGGCUGUGUGGAAGAUAUGACGUUCCUGGUGAAACGCUGUCAGGGGCCGAGUCUGUUAGAUCCUAAUGAUGCCAUCGGCGAUGUCUUGCAAGAUAAAGACUUCAUCCAGAUUGUUAUCCAAGGGCAAGAAGCUGAACUGGAUCCUUUGAACACAAACUUUGCCUCUCUGUAUCCUUUCUUUUGGAUUUACUUAAUCCAGAUAGUUAACAAUUGUGUUCAUGUUGCUCUCGUUCUCACCCCUUUCUCCAAAGUCAACUUCCAGGUUGAAAUGUCUAAAAUUCUGCCUCGGUAAAUCUUAAGGAGUUCAUCAUUCCAUUGCUAAUUCCUUGCAUAAGUCACAAGAUCACAAAAUGAUUCGGAGAACUUGUAUUUGGUCCAUUCUAGAUCCUGUCCAUAGAGCCUCGCCGAUUCUCCCUCUUUAAUAUCUUAUUGUUUCUUAAAAUAAUCCAGAAUGUCAACUACACCAUGUUAUCUCCAAAUCUAUUCUACCCUUGGUCAAGUGUUAUCUAAUGCAUGGGGGUUCCAGGAUUUAGACCCAGUGAACUGCAAUAUGUAAAUGUGGAUUCACACAAAGGGUGGUGGCUGUGUGGAACGAGCUGCCGGAGGAGGUCGUUGAGGCAGGGACUACCAUGACAUUCGAGAAAUAUUUAGACAAGGCAGAUAUGGGCCACAUGCAGGCAGGUGGGACUAGUGUAGAUAAUACAUGUUGGCCGGUGUGGGCAAGUUGAGCUGAAGGGCCCGUUUCCACGCUGUCAGACUUUUAUGGAAUCAAAAUCAGACUCUUAAAGGUGUACAAAAAUGCUGGAGAAACUCAGCGGGUGCAGCAGCAUCUUUGGUGCGAAGGAGAUAGGUAACGUUUCGGGCCAGAACCCUUCUUAAGUCUUAACAGAGGAGAUUUACUAGAAUGUUGCCUGGGUUUCAGCAACUAAGUUACAGAGAAAGGUUGAACAAGUUAGGGCUUUAUUCUUUGGAGCGCAGAAGGUUAAGGGGGGACUUGAUAGAGGUUUUUAAAAUGAUGAGAGGGAUAGACAGAGUUGACGUGGAAAAGCUUUUCCCACUGAGAGUAGGGAAGAUUCAAACAAGGGGACAUGACUUGAGAAUUAAGGGACUGAAGUUUAGGGGUAACAUGAGGGGGAACUUCUUUACUCAGAGAGUGGUAGCUGUGUGGAAUGAGCUUCCAGUGAAGGUGGUGGAGGCAGGUUCGUUUUUAUCAUUUAAUAAUAAAUUGGAUAGUUAUAUGGAUGGGAAGGGAAUGGAGGGUUAUGGUCUGAGCGCAGGUAUAUGGGACUAGGGGAGAUGAUGUGUUCGGCACGGACUAGAAGGGUUGAGAUGGCCUGUUUCCGUGCUGUAAUUGUUAUAUGGUUAUAUGGCUAAAGGUGUGUCAGUUUUGUUGUUUAGCUGGAGGGAAUUACAGCUCCUCAAAUGGACUGGAUAGAGAGCCGGUCAAAGCAGAGGUGGUAAAAGGUUCUAGAGAGCUGUCAAUGACAUUGGUCUGAGGUGGUUGUAAUGUUAGUGGGGCAGGUAUUAAAUAAUGAUGAGACAGAGUACUGGAAGGAGAUCGAGAACCUUGUGAUCUGUUAUCAAGACAACAACCUUUCUCUCAAUGUCAGCAAGACAAAGGAGAAGGUGAUUGGCUUCAGGAAUCGAAGCGGUACACAUAAUCCUGUAUGCAUUGACGGUGCCAAAGUAGACAUUUUCAGUGACUUAUAAAACUACUUUUUUUAAACGUUAUCUCUGUUAUAUAGAGCUCUGUUAUACUUCAACAGCCUUCUCAGCUUCACUGCCACUUUCAAGAAACAAAAGUGUUUUAUUGUCGUGUGUCCCAGAUAGAACAAUGAAAUCCUUACUUGCUGCAGCACAACACAAUAUGUAAACAUAGUACUCUGUAAACAAUAUGAUAAACGAGAGAGAAAAUCAAUGUUCUCUGCAUAUAUACACACAUACUCACACACACACACACACACACACACACACACACACACACACACACACACACACACACACACACACACACACACACACACACAAACACACACACACACACACACAAAUACACACACA